AUGGCGUCCCGUACUCCCCUCCGCCCCGGAGCUUACGCUCCUACCAUGACCUUUUUCAACCCUGACACUGAAGAGCUUGACACUCCUACCAUCCGUCGUCAUGCUGUCCGUCUUGCCAAGGCGGCCUGGUCGCGCAAGACCGUCAUUCGCGAGACACGAUCUGCGCUUGUGGAGGCUGGCUUCUCCAACGUACCUGUCAUCACUGGAGCCAGCGAGCAGAGCAUCCGUGGCACAAUUGAUCUGUGCAAAGAAUCCGCUGAAGCAGGUGCGGAAUAUGCUCUCAUCGUGCCCCCAAGCUACUAUCGCUAUGCUGUUGGCAACGACGAGACCCUGUAUGAGUACUUCACUGCAGUGGCAGAUGGCUCCCCUCUGCCGUUGAUCCUUUAUAAUUACCCCGGUGCUGUGUCCGGGAUCGACAUGGACUCGGACCUGAUCAUCCGCAUCUCGCAACACCCUAACAUCGUGGGUACUAAGUUCACCUGCGCCAACACAGGCAAAUUGACCCGUGUCGCUACCGCCCUCAAUGCCAUCGCCCCUGAAUCGCCUCUGGCUCCCAAACACAAGAACGUCUCGACCAAGAAAGUCGAGAACCAUCCUUAUGUGGCCUUUGGUGGCAUUGCAGACUUUACUCUGCAGACCUUGACCUCUGGUGGUUCCGCUAUUCUGGCCGGUGGUGCCAAUGUGCUUCCCCGUUUGUGUGUACAGAUUUUCAACCUUUGGAGCGCUGGUCGCUUUACAGAGGCUAUGGAAGCCCAGCAGCUUCUGAGUUCUGCCGAUUGGGUACUCACUAAGACUGCCAUCCCGGGUACCAAGGGUGCCAUUCAGUCGUAUUAUGGCUACGGAGGCUAUCCUCGCCGGCCCUUGGGACGGCUGAGCGAGGCUAAGACGCAAGAGGUAGCUGAUAAAAUCAAAGAAGCUAUGGAGGUGGAGCGGUCGUUGCCUGAUAUUGCAUAA
This is a messenger RNA of Aspergillus nomiae NRRL 13137, 954 nucleotides long. RefSeq names its product dihydrodipicolinate synthase family protein. The record is from RefSeq and is a predicted model, not a curated record. The transcript is spliced from 2 exons. Bases 1 to 954 code for a protein of 317 amino acids. NCBI's taxonomy places the organism in Eukaryota, Fungi, Ascomycota, Eurotiomycetes, Eurotiales, Aspergillaceae. Gene Ontology annotation, molecular function: 4-hydroxy-tetrahydrodipicolinate synthase activity.